AUGUCAGACGACUACGACGAAGAGGAAAAUCAGAACGUGAUCAUUGACUGUGAUAUCCUCGAAGCCGCAAAGGAGAACAUUCAGCCACUUGCUUCCGGACGGCGCGUUACAGCACUUGCAAGUGUCCUCAAGACUCCGCAUGGCAUACGGAAUGCAAAGCUUGAAGCUACUAGGGAAAGACUUCGAGAGCGCGUUCGUGAGGCCCAGGCUCGUGUUGACAAGCUCAAGACUUUGAACGACCAGGCCGAAAAAGAAGCUUAUGAAGGUUCUAGAGCCGGUGAGGAUGUGGACGACAGGGAUGAGGAAGAUGAAGAAGAAGAAGGCGAUGAGGAUGAAGAGUUCACUCUGGAGGAGGCUGAGGCGAUUCUAUUAGACGCAUAUGUCAGGCUCGUGACAUGGAUAAUCGAGCAUUACCCUCGCGGACAAUCUGCCGCUUCAGGUAUCCUAGAGCAACUGGAAGAAGCAACACGUGCAAUGCGCCAUUCGGAAUACGCCAAAGGAGAUCCACGCUACUUAAAUCUAUGGAUACGGUAUGCAAGCUACGUCGACCACCCUGAAGUCAUAUAUGAGUUCCUACUGGCAAAUGACAUCGGGACAAAAUGGGCGAAAUUGUACGAGGAGUAUGCAUCGCUACUGGAGAAGAUAAAUAGGCGUCCAAAAGCAGACGAAAUUUAUUUACUUGGAAUUGCAAGGAAGGCGGAGCCUCUCGAACAUCUUGAGAGACGGCAUCGUGAUUUCCAAAAGCGCAUGAUGGUUGCAGCUCCUUUACCAGAAACAGACUCGCCUACGAAUGAAGAAACAUCGACCACGACUCCUUCAGCUCCUUCAGCUCCCGGUCGGCGACCUCUUGCUGAAUCAAAGUCAACCUCUGCAGCCUCAUCCACACCUUUAACCUCGGCCUCCUCGGCCUUCGACGUAUUCUCUGCCCCAUCAUCUUCAUCAUCCAUAGCCCCUGGUACUUCUCAAGGCAGGGCCCGUCCGAACGGACGUAUUCCAGUCUACGUCGACCCUGAAGGGAAAUCCGAGAAAGCUCCAGGCAACGCUUGGCCCGAGCUCGGAACUCGAGCAGAGCGUAUCAAGGAAAAUAGACGGGUUCCAGAGAAGAUGCAAGGUGCCGUUCUGAAGCAGAAGGGCGCGGCAAAGGCUGCUACGAUGGAGGCUGCUGCGCGGGCGAGGGCUGCGCCGAAGUUUGUACCGUAUAGAGAUCCUCCGCAACAUUCGAAUGCUGUUGCGUCCAGUUCACGAUGCAAGGUCAUGCCAGCGACGGCUGCAGAGUCUGAAUCUAUCCCUUCCCCUACGACGUCUGGCCCUGUAGCUAAGUUCGUGCCGUACAAAGAUCCAGAACCUGAAAGCUCUACUCGUGGCUCAAAGGCCAAAAUAGUGCCUUUCAAAGAUCCAGAGCCUGUAACGUCGCCUGUCUCGCAAACCGCCGCUAAGUUUGUACCCUUCAAAGAUCCAGAUGCGGGAUCCGACGCACGGCGGAGCAAACGACUUGCGUCAAAGGGGCUAUCGGAAAGUAAAUCCGAGCCGCUUACGAAGACCGAAGAGGAUGAACUUCCAGCCAACGACAAACCUAGUCAGGGUUCCACGGCAAAGUUCGUUCCAUACAGAGAUGAGAAUAUUGAACAACGCCCAGCAACGUCGUCGAUCGUUCCAGAGACGGUGAUGCGUCCAAAGCCUGUUGGACUUGGUGUCUUGGGCGCAACCCGUGAGGCUGAGGCGCUUCGGAAGGACCCGUUCAAGAAUUAUAAAGAUCUCUGAGGAAGUAAACUUCCAAUCUUUUUCUUGAAACUUCAUUCUUGUUCCCCGGGUUUGAUUGGCUUGUUUCUUGUCCCUUGUUAUUCGUGUAUAUGUUCCUCUAAUACUACUUGGGAGAAAUCUUU
Molecule: messenger RNA, 1883 nt
Organism: Fomitiporia mediterranea MF3/22
Lineage: Eukaryota; Fungi; Basidiomycota; Agaricomycetes; Hymenochaetales; Hymenochaetaceae
Exons: 3
Coding region: 1-1761 (586 amino acids)
Biological process (GO): mitotic spindle assembly checkpoint signaling; meiotic sister chromatid cohesion, centromeric
Molecular function (GO): protein kinase activity
Source: RefSeq, a predicted model, not a curated record